UGGCCGCCAUAGCGCCGAUCACGCCAAAGCCGUUGCGGACUGCAAUGUGCUCCCACGGCUGCUGGAUGUGUACUUAAACCCGAAAAGCUCAGAAGAUCUCCGCAUGAAGAGCAAACGAGCGCUGAAGAACAUUAUUCAGCGUUGUUUGCAGCUCCCUGCACUAGAGCCGCUACUGCACCCGGACGCGCCACAAAAGGUGCUCAAGUAUGUGUGCGGGCAGUUUGCAAAGGUUCUCCCAACGGACAUUGCGGCGAAACGCGAGUUUGUUGCCAAUCGCGGUCUCGCCACCGUGCAGCGUAUUCGUCCCGAGCCAGGGUCGAAGCUUGCAGAGUACAUUCAAAGCAUCAAUAACUGUUAUCCGCCUGAGAUUGUGCAGUAUUACUCACCACAGUAUGCCCAAACCUUCCUGGAGAAGAUAGAAAACUACCACGUGCAACAGGUACAGCAGAGCUAA
Messenger RNA from Trypanosoma cruzi, 454 nucleotides. RefSeq names its product axoneme central apparatus protein, putative. Gene Ontology annotation, biological process: cilium movement. The annotation marks the transcript as partial. The record is from RefSeq and is a predicted model, not a curated record. Gene Ontology annotation, cellular component: microtubule cytoskeleton. The transcript has a single exon. Lineage: Eukaryota; Euglenozoa; Kinetoplastea; Trypanosomatida; Trypanosomatidae. Gene Ontology annotation, molecular function: microtubule binding.